This is a messenger RNA of Neoarius graeffei (lesser salmon catfish), 2704 nucleotides long. It is a transcript of the gene pccb, whose product is annotated as propionyl-CoA carboxylase subunit beta. The transcript is spliced from 15 exons. The record is from RefSeq and is a predicted model, not a curated record. The coding region runs from base 47 to 1720 and encodes 557 amino acids. Gene Ontology annotation, molecular function: propionyl-CoA carboxylase activity. Lineage: Eukaryota; Metazoa; Chordata; Actinopteri; Siluriformes; Ariidae. Gene Ontology annotation, cellular component: mitochondrion.
CGUAUUGUUGAGCUGUCUCGGGGGAAAAGGACGUGUGGAAACCGAAAUGGCGGCGCACACAGUAAUCCGGAGCGGUGGGGGGAUUUUAAACGGCCUGAAAUGCGCCUUAAAGACUUUCAGUCAUGUUCCUCGGAGCUUUGCCGCUUUAUCAGGCUGUAAAGGUUUCCGGAACACCCAGUGGAGGGGUCAGGGUCAGCUCUCAGUGCAGGAGAGGAUCGAGAGGAAGCGGAAAGCCGCGCUGCAGGGAGGCGGCGGACACAGGAUCCAGGCACAGCAUCAGCGGGGGAAGCUGACUGCUCGAGAGCGAAUUGCUCUGCUGCUGGAUCGCGACUCGUUUGUUGAGUACGACAUGUUUGUUGAACAUCGCUGUGCAGAUUUUGGAAUGCAGGCCGAUCACAACAAGUACCCAGGCGACAGCGUAGUCACAGGGCAGGGCCGGAUCAACGGCCGGCUCGUCUACGUCUUCAGCCAGGACUUCACCGUGUUCGGAGGGAGUUUAUCAGGAGCUCAUGCCCAGAAGAUCUGCAAAGUGAUGGACCAGGCGAUGAUGGUUGGAGCACCGGUGAUUGGGUUGAAUGAUUCGGGUGGAGCAAGAAUCCAAGAAGGAGUCGAGUCUCUCGCUGGAUACGCCGACAUUUUCCUGAGGAACGUGUUGGCCUCAGGUGUUGUUCCUCAGAUCUCCCUCAUCAUGGGGCCGUGUGCAGGAGGAGCUGUUUAUUCUCCUGCCCUCACUGACUUCACCUUCAUGGUCAAGGACACGUCGUAUCUCUUCAUCACAGGGCCUGACGUGGUUAAAUCAGUCACUAACGAGGACGUGACGCAGGAGGAGCUGGGAGGAGCCAAAACACACACCGCUGUGUCCGGUGUGGCUCACAAAGCAUUUGAGAACGAUGUUGAUGCGUUGCUGAAUCUCAGAGAGUUUUUUAAUUUCCUGCCUCUCAGUAAUAAAGACUCUGCACCAGUCACAGAGUGUCACGACCCAAGUGAUCGCCUUGUUCCUGGACUUGACACACUCGUUCCCUUCGAGAGCACAAAGGCCUACGACAUGCUGGACAUCAUCCAUGGUAUUGUAGAUGAACAUGAGUUUUUUGAAAUCAUGCCCAGCUACGCCAAGAACAUUGUGGUGGGAUUCGCCCGCAUGAAUGGCCGCACCAUCGGCAUUGUGGGUAAUCAGCCUAAAGUAGCCUCAGGAUGUUUGGACAUUAACUCCUCAGUGAAGGGCGCACGCUUCGUACGCUUCUGUGAUGCCUUCAACAUCCCCAUCAUCACCUUCGUCGAUGUUCCUGGAUUUCUGCCAGGGACGGCGCAGGAGUAUGGAGGAAUCAUCCGACACGGUGCUAAACUGCUGUUCGCUUUCGCAGAAGCUACGGUUCCGAAAAUCACCAUCAUCACCCGGAAGGCGUACGGUGGUGCGUACGAUGUGAUGAGCUCUAAACACUUGCGUGGCGACGUUAAUUACGCCUGGCCGUCAGCUGAGGUGGCUGUGAUGGGGGCGAAGGGUGCUGUUCAGAUUAUUUUCAGGGGAAAAGAGAACCAAGCCGAGGCUGAAGCGGAGUAUGUGGAGAAGUUUGCUAACCCUUUCCCUGCUGCUGUUCGAGGGUUUGUUGAUGACAUCAUCCAGCCGUCUACCACGCGCCUGAGGAUCUGCAGAGACCUGGAGGUUUUGGCGAGCAAGAAACAGAGCAACCCAUGGAAGAAACACGCAAACAUCCCGUUAUAACCCCGCCCACCAAGCACUAAACACUCCAUCUCAGCACGUUCUCACUUACUGUUCAGAUUAAUAAAAGGGUAAACCCUGAACACGGCUCACUGUGAAACGUGCUAGCAUCAGUCCAGACCAAAAUAAUUAAAUCUACAUGAAGUCAGAUUUAUCAGAGUUUGGUGUGAGCUCUAAUGGUUAAAUAGGUGGAGUUGAUUUGAUUUGAUUUUUAUUUUACACUUUUGAGCCUGCCUCUUUAUUCAAAUGUCCACAAAGCCUCAGGUAGAUCUCCUGCAGUUAGCAUUAGCGAGUCCUGCUGUACUCUUGGACAUUCAGUGGAAUAAAGCAGAGUGAACUGAUUAUUUUUCUAUAACACUAUACUGCAUACCCAGGUGUUUUAUUCCACUUACACCACAGCAAUCCACCACUGAGCACAACUUUUAUAUAAAUUUAAAAAUGUUUUAGAAUGUCUGUCUGUGAAACAAUUUAGCUUUUGUUCUCUCUUGAUUUAAAAAAUUAUAAAUGCAUUAUAUAACCCCUCCCCCCCAGGUAACCACGCCUUGAUAAUUAUCAUGCAAUCACUGCUCUAAAACAUGAUCUAUGGGUGUGUUUAUACGGAUGUGGGCGGGGUUAAGAGUCGAAAUGCAGCCACUGGAGGGCGUUUGAGACGUUUGGCUAUACUUUCUGUCCAGCCAUGAGAAAAAUGCAGGGCUUUCACUGUAGUGACGUAAUCGGUGAAGUGUUUGAAAUGAAUGCUUUGAUCUCGAAUGACUAAUCCUCUCCUGUGUAAGACCUGAUCCACUGUGAGUACAGUACAGCACAGUGUUGCAAUUGUGAUCAAAAGCUAAUGAUUUAAUCUCACUGUACAUGUGUAUAGUGACAAUAAAGGCAUUCUAUUCUAUUCUAAUGAAUCAGUGCAAGAGAUAGACAGGUAGAGAGACAGACAGAUUUGGUGUGCUGAUGAUGUAAAGGUGAUCCAGAAUAAAUAUAAUCUAUAGGAUGGAA